Messenger RNA from Perkinsus marinus ATCC 50983, 1077 nucleotides. RefSeq lists its product as hypothetical. The record is from RefSeq and is a predicted model, not a curated record. The coding region runs from base 1 to 1077 and encodes 358 amino acids. Gene Ontology annotation, molecular function: protein binding. The transcript is spliced from 8 exons. Lineage: Eukaryota; Perkinsozoa; Perkinsida; Perkinsidae.
AUGGGCAAAAAGGCAGCUGGAAAGAAGAAAGGGAAGAAGGGCAAAGGGCCUAGCAAGAAAUCAUGGGCUCCCACGACUGCACAGCGAGCGGUCGUGAGGGAAGCUGCGGAGGUUCGAGUGAGGCAACUAGUCAUCGCUGCGCCGGUUCAAGGGGGAGACGACGAUGAUGGUGAUGGUCUGAGUAGGGCGCUGACCACCGAGGUGGAGGAGUUGUGCCGAGAUCACGACAUUUCGGUGAACUUGCGGACCGAGGCCUUGCGACGGUGGACCCUCCUACAGGUUGCGGUCCGCAAUGGCAACUUACCUUUGGUGAAGCUGAUGAUGGAGCACUUGGGAGGCGAUGCGUCUCUGAAGGACGAUGGGACAAGUCCAUUGGGGGGCCAACCGGAGAAGGUGCUGCCCAAGGCCAAGGCAAAGGGGAAGGCAAAGGCAAAGGCGAAGGAGACGGCUAAGAAAGGGAAGGAUGAUGGAAAGAAGGGGAAAGGGGAUGCGAAAAAGGCCAAUGUGAGCGCCAAGGCCCAAGAGAGGGAGGAGCUUAUAAGGUUGCUGUACCGGCCACCACCCCCUGCUGCCUCGGGAGGCAACUGUCUCCAUAUAGCCGUCCAAUACAACCACAUUGAGGUGUUGAAAUACUUGGUGAAGAAGGCCAUUGAGUCGGGCUACCGCGAGGUCCUCAAUGACAAGACUACAGCUGGUCGUAGACAGACCCCACUGGUCAUGGCAUCAGCCCUAGGCAGAGUAGCUGCAGUGAAGGUCCUGGUGGAUGGUCAGGGAGACCGUGCCGAUGCAAUAAGCGCUGCCGAUGCAUUGGGGCGAUCAGCAGCCUGGUAUUCAGUGGCGAUGGGGUGGAAGGGCAUGCUGAGUAAGGCCGGCGGGUCUGGGGUCGUUGAAGGCAAUACAAGGGUCAUCUCAGCCCAUCUCACUGAGCACUCGAAGCCCCAAGCGCUCUUGUCCGACCAGGCCCUCACGGACGGCAACAGCCUGCAUGCUCUCCGUUGGGCGGCUCAGGAUGACCAUGUUGAUGCAGUGGGUCGCACUGGUCGUUAUGGGGGGUCUUCUGAGAAGCCAACCUCGUAG